CACGACGACGCCCAUCCACAUGGCUUUAUAAUCUUCAGCCUUGAACACGUCCUUGAAGCCAUACAGAUGUGGGUUCUUGAGACGGAAGGGGACGCCUUGAAGGGUAAGAAGCUGUGGCUUCGCCCUGGAAAGAAGUUCCUCUUCGGUAGAACUCAAACAGAGGCCGGACGAUUCGCUAUUAAUGACAAGACGAUCUCUAGACGACAUCUGACAGUGGAGGUGGGAGUAGUUGGGCCCGAUGAUUGUGCCAACCCCAAAACCCGCUCACAAGUGACGUUAGUGGACCUGGACACUAAAAUAGGAACAGUGGUGAACGGAGAUCAGAUCAGAGGCCAGACUCGUGUGUUAGAGAGGGACAGAAAUUCUGUCACUCUUGGAAAACACAAACACCCUUUUAUAUUCACCUGGGUCCCAAUCACAUUGACCUUUUCCUUCAGCCUCAAAGAAGCAAAAGCGGAUCCGUAUACAGCACUUUACAAGCGUCUCGGCCCCCUGGACAUUAAAGUCCUUGUCGAAUACCAACGGGGGUUGACAACUCAUCUUGUCGCUAAGAAACGGAAUACCCCAAAAGGGUUGCAAGCGUUGAUUGAUGGCAAGUACAUUGUGCAUAAUGAUAGCUUCAUCAAUGCCAUUGUUGCUGCAACUACUCCGGUCCCUUCAUCGGAAGAGGAUGGAAUAGCGAAAUCCCCCCUGGAGGAGGAUUGGGUUCAGAACUUUCCUGACCCACUCCGAUAUCUCCCUCCACGCGGAGAAGAACCGACGGAAAGGGACGAGACUGCAUAUGCUCCAAAUCCGGACCGACAGAAUGUCUUUGACGGAUACUCAUUUAUAUUUUAUGAGAAGCGACAAUUCGACAUUCUUUUUGCCCCCAUCACCGAAGGAUGUGGUAAGGCAUAUUUCCGAGAGGUAAUUCCUGACGAGACCGAGGUCGAUGACUUCGUGAGGUACGUCAAACAGGUUGCUGGUGAGAAAGGCCUUGGGGAAUUUGAGGAUGGUAGUGAAGGAAAAGGAGUGGUUGUCGUCAGGUUCAAUCCAGUGAAGGGGCCGGGCUCAGAAUGGUUUUCCGAUUUCAACAGACAGGUUGCCCUCAAAUUGGACCACCGCCUUAUCGAGCAGAACGAGUUUCUAGAUGCUAUACUCGGCAAUGAUGCUAGUGUGCUGCGAAGACCUCUUGAGCUGGAACCAUCCGAGACUAUGCCACCGCCCCCAUCCCAUGCUAUUGCUACGACAUCUCAAACACCCCAGAUCUCACAACCUGCUCCAACUCCAACGCCCGCACAAGAAGCUCCACCAGAACCUGCAAGGAGAGGCAGAUCUCGACGAACUGUGACUACCCGAUUCAAAGGAUUCGACGACGACGAUGAAAAUAAAUUUAGCGCCCCCGUAAAUCUCAAUUCUAUCCCCGAGUAUACAACUGUGGAUCAACCCCCUGCUGAAGAGUCUCAAUCACAGGGUUUAUUUGUAUCUCAGGAUCCAGAAAUGGUGAUUGAUCAAGAGGAACCUCAACCCGAAGCAACACAAACCAGAUCUGGUCGAAAGCGGAUAACCCCUCCAAUGGAUUAUGAGGAGGAGGACGAAGACAUUAUGGAACAGCUAGCACCAGCGGCAGCGGCACUGAAGAAACGUCGUCUGGCCGAUGAUGCUGAGCGACAUCGAAGAGGCGAAUCUACGCCUCCAGCUCAGGUAAUAGAGGAGAAACCAAUACCAAAACCAGAACCCCCAAAAAUUAAGAAGGAGGUUGAUAUCCUCGAGGUCGCCCGCCGGCAACGGGAAAAGGCCGAGGAACUAGCAAAGGCCGAACGGGAAGCCUUGGAAAAAGCAAUGGAUGGAAUGGACAUCGAGGCAAUCCGAAAUCUGGCCAUAGUCGAAGAAAUGGAAGUCACACGACCACCCCCUCCAGUACGUGCAGCUCAUGCGGAUGAGAGUGAUCGUUGGGAUGAUAGGUGGAAUGGGCGGAAGAACUUCAAGAAAUUCCGUCGUCGUGGGGAGGAGGGCGGAAGUGUAAGGAGUUUUCAUCGCGUCAUUGUUCCUCUCGAGGAGGUCAAGAAGAAGGAUUUCGGUAUUGGAGAUGACUACUGGCUCGAAGGUGACGCUGAACGUAAGAAAAAGAAGGGGAAGAGCCGAGAGACGCCAGACACUUCCCAAUCCCAGUCGCAAGCAAGAGCAAAAGAUCGAGCCACUACAAGAGCAACGGAGAUCUUGGCAAGUGAAGCAGAGGAAGAAAUGGCCCAAGAAGUAGAAGCACACGAGCUAUCUUCUGAUCUGGAGGUUCUUGAGCAACCACCAAAGUCAGUGACUUCCGCUGUGUCACAACGAUCACAGACGUUGGUAGAUAAGACGAGUACUCCUCAGAGCGUAUCAACUGGAACCAAGAGGCCUGCUCCAACGAACUUGACGAAACCGGCGCCUGCGAAGAAAGCCAGGCAAACCGCACUUACACGAAAGGAGGAGAGCGAUGAUAGUGACGAUGAGUUAAAGUUCAGAUUUCGGAAGAGGAGAUGAGAAAUUGCAGAGGCUGCAAUAGGGGGUAUCGUAUCUACUGUCCGUCUAUAUACCAAAGUAGCUCUAGCCGAUUUUCUAUCUCGAGUACUGUGUCUCCUCUUUUUCCUCUAUCACGCUUGUGGUAUGUUGUAGACAAACUCCAUUCGCCGGCCAUGCUUCGCGCAUUACAGCACAAGUCAGAUAUCAAUCCAUCUCUUCCAAGGGCGAAUUCCCCGGUUUUAUAUCACUCUCAUCAACAGCAAUUCCGAUAAGACAGCCCUCUAGCAUCCCCUCCCAAUUGACCCACGGAUGAACU
Amorphotheca resinae ATCC 22711 is the source of this 2797-nucleotide messenger RNA. RefSeq lists its product as hypothetical. The coding region runs from base 67 to 2502 and encodes 811 amino acids. NCBI's taxonomy places the organism in Eukaryota, Fungi, Ascomycota, Leotiomycetes, Helotiales, Amorphothecaceae. Gene Ontology annotation, molecular function: protein binding; damaged DNA binding. Gene Ontology annotation, biological process: double-strand break repair via homologous recombination; mitotic G2 DNA damage checkpoint signaling. The transcript is spliced from 6 exons. The record is from RefSeq and is a predicted model, not a curated record. Gene Ontology annotation, cellular component: Mre11 complex.